GAAUAAGAAAAAUGUUGUUCUUUUAUAAACUGAAGAAUUUUUCUUUUAGCAAAGAUUAAGAUAAGUUUUAUAAAUCCUAACAACUAGUGUAUUCACAUUUCUGUAGCUUCGUAUUUUUUAAUCCGUAACAGACGAUUAAAUGGAUGUCCGUAGAAAAAAUACGUACGUACAAAUACUUAGCUGCUUAUGAUUUCAAGUAAUUAUAGGUUAAAGUGUUUACUAAGCGAAUAAAUUUUUUGUGACCAGAAGUUCAACAAUGAAGAUGACAAAUGUAAUACACAAUGAGGAAUAAAAUGCCACAAUUUCGUAGAAAAAAAUCUACUAAGUCAUUUCCCGUUAAAGUUUGUACUUUAGAUGCUGAACUAGAAUUUAAUUUAGAGUGGCGUGCAACAGGAAGAGAUUUAUUUGAUUUGGUAUGCCGUACCAUUGGUCUUCGAGAAACAUGGUACUUUGGCCUUCAAUACGAAGAUUCAAAAGGUUUUAUAUCGUGGCUAAAAUUAGAUAAAAAAGUUCAAGAUCAAGGUAUUUCACAACAAUCCACAACACCGUUUAUGUUUCUUGCCAAAUUUUAUCCAGAAGAUGUUGCCGAAGAACUUGUACAAGAGGUGACACAACAUCUUUUCUAUCUUCAAGUUAAACAAGCUAUCCUUUCCAUGGAUAUAUAUUGCCCACCUGAAGCAUCUGUAUUAUUAGCUUCAUAUGCUGUUCAAGCAAAGUAUGGAGAUUAUGAUGAAGCAUCUUAUCAACCUGGGAUGCUGGCUAGCGAAGACUUAUUACCUCAAAGAGUUAUCGAUCAGUAUCAAAUGACACCUGAAAUGUGGGAAGAUAGGAUCAAAAUUUGGUACGCCGAUCAUAAAACAAUGUCAAGAGAUGAAGCAGAAAUGGAAUAUUUAAAAGUUGCGCAAGAUUUGGAUAUGUAUGGUGUUAACUAUUUUCCCAUUAGCAAUAAGAAAGAGACUAAUCUUUGGCUAGGUGUAACGGCUCUGGGACUGAAUAUUUAUGAAAAGGAAAAUAAGCUGACACCAAAGACGACAUUCGCAUGGUCUGAGAUACGGCAUAUAAGUUUUGAUGACAAAAAGUUUAUCAUCAAGCCAGUGGACAAAUCGUCGCCAAACUUUGUCUUCUUCUCGCAGAAAGUUCGGAUGAAUAAAUUGGUAAAAAAAAAGUCUGAUGUUAGAUGCUGGGUGAAGGGUGGCUUACAGGUAGCUUUAGGUUUGGACGAGCGUAAUAGUGACAAGGCUACUCGCGGCUUAUUUGUUAAGAUUCUGGACCUGUGUAUUGGCAACCAUGAUCUGUUCAUGAGACGCCGGAAGCCAGACUCCAUGGAAGUCCAACAAAUGAAAGCCCAGGCCAAGGAAGAAAAAUCUCGGCGUCAAAUUGAGAGGAAUAAACUUGCUCGAGAAAAACAACUUAGAGAAGCUGCAGAAAGAGAGAAAGCAGCUAUGGAACAAAGACUAUUACAGUAUCAAGAAGAAAUAAGACUAGCGAACGAAGCUCUUAGACGAUCUGAAGAGACCGCUGACUUAUUAGCAGAAAAAAGUCGUGUUGCCGAGGAAGAGGCCAUGCUAUUAAGUCAAAAGGCUUCCGAAGCUGAACAAGAAAUUACUAGGAUUAGAUUAAGUAAUAUGAAAACUGAAGAGGAAAAGGUUCAUUUGGAACAAAAAACGAGAGAUGCCGUUCGUCUUACGGAAAUGCUCGUACAAGAAUCUGAAAAACGAGCACUGGAAGAAAAAAAAUUGAAAGACGAGCUUUUACGAGCUCGCAUUGCUGAAAAAGAAGCUAAAGAGAAAUUAUUAGAAUUUUUAAGUAGAAACGCAUAUACUUCGACAAUAACGCCUGUACCAAAUCUUUUUCCAUCUACGCAAGUUCUUCCUUCGGAUUUACAAGCUGAUUUGCAGACCCUUCAAUUAGAUUCUGAACCAUUAUCAUCUGAAGUUAAUUGUUACGAUUUAAUUGCGGAUGGAGACGUUGAUCAACUUUCUUUAGAAAUUGAGAAAGAAAGAGUCGAUUAUUGGGAAAAAAGUAAACAUUUACAAGAACAAUUGCGUGAGCUUCGAUCUGAAAUAGAAGUACUGAAAGUGGGUGAAAAACAGUGUGAACUAGAUCAACUUCACGAAGAACAAGUACGUCUUGGAGAGAAUAAAUACAGCACAUUAAAGAAAGUCAAGUCGGGUUCAACAAAAGCCAGAGUUGCCUUUUUUGAAGAAUUGUAGUCAUUUUUUCUUAGUAUUAAAUGCUAUAAUUUUAUAUAGCGAACUUUUGUUCCGAUAAUAACAAUCUUUGAAAAUUAUAAAUAACUGCCACUUUGGUGACCGUGAAAUUGUAUAUUAUACGUAUUAAUAUUAUAAUUAGAUAUAUUAGUGUGUUGUACAGCGAUUGGAGAAAAAAGCAGCGAUUUAGGCUGCUAGAUCCACGCCCAUGUGAAUUUGCACUUGUUAUAAAAACUGAGCAGAAAAACGUAAAAUUGUUAUUUUUAUUUAGAAUUUUAAGCUUUUUAUAUUAACUUCUGACUUAUCUCCU
Messenger RNA from Ceratosolen solmsi marchali, 2520 nucleotides. RefSeq names its product ezrin/radixin/moesin family protein merlin (gene Mer). The coding region runs from base 282 to 2213 and encodes 643 amino acids. Gene Ontology annotation, cellular component: cytoskeleton. The transcript has 9 exons. The record is from RefSeq and is a predicted model, not a curated record. Gene Ontology annotation, molecular function: actin binding. NCBI's taxonomy places the organism in Eukaryota, Metazoa, Arthropoda, Insecta, Hymenoptera, Agaonidae.